This is a messenger RNA of Leptinotarsa decemlineata (Colorado potato beetle), 2073 nucleotides long. RefSeq lists its product as uncharacterized. Gene Ontology annotation, biological process: mitotic chromosome condensation. The record is from RefSeq and is a predicted model, not a curated record. Gene Ontology annotation, cellular component: condensin complex; chromatin; condensed chromosome. Gene Ontology annotation, molecular function: chromatin binding. NCBI's taxonomy places the organism in Eukaryota, Metazoa, Arthropoda, Insecta, Coleoptera, Chrysomelidae.
UAUCUAUAUGUCUCCUACAUUUUUUAGGUUCAAAAUAGGGAUGAAAUAAUUAGAAAUCAAAAUGAAACAAUGGUUUUAAUGCAACAAGAGUUAGAAUCAUUGAAAGAAGGAGAAACAAGUAUGAAAUCAGAAAGAGAAAAAUAUAAUCAAAAUAUACAACAUUUAAAAAAUAGAAUAAACGAAUUGGAAGUUACCUUACAAAACUCUGAUGGUAGAGCUGAUAAUCUACAAAUGGCGGUGGAUUUAUAUAUGAAUUCGAUAAAUGUCCUUGAAGCAUCGCAAACCAAAUACGAAAUUGAGAUCGAUCAACAAAGAGCUACAAUUUCAAAUCUACAGAAAGCUUUGGUGGAUACAAAACAGGAACUUGACAGUACUAAGCAAAAAUGUGAAGAGAAUGAAGUGGAUAAACAAAAAGUUAUGAGUGGGUACACUUCUAUAAUGGCUGAUAUGGAACUUGAAAAAAAUAUACUUGAUAAACGAUUCAAUUAUAUACUUGAGGAAUAUGAGCGCUUACAAGAACUGAACCUUAAUGUGGAAAUAGAGCAUUGUAAUAGCUUGCAAGAUGUUGAUGGUCUUGAUAAUAAUCUUUUCAAAUAUCAACAUCUAUUGAAAGCAGCUGAGGAGGAAAAUAGGACAUUUAGAAGUAGUUUCAAUAAGGUGAAGAAACAGAAAAAAUGCUAUGAGGAAGUUAUUAUUUAUUUUAAACAUGAGAUGGGCUUGAUGUCGGAGCAAUUACAAAAUCUACAAGAAUUAUUGACACUGUCGAACAAUUCGGCUCACGAGGAGUCUUCGAAAUUGAUGCAGGCGUUUAUGAAUGUUCAGUCCCUGAAUCAACAACUUUCAACUCAGUUAAAUGCUGCUGAGCAAACAGUACUCCUCGAGAACCAGAUGAAUCAGCUUCACGAAGCGAAAAUAUCCGAACUAGAAAGAUUAGUUAGCGAAAAAGAAAUUGAUCUCGGUCGUCACGACCAAGCUAUUGCGAAUAUCAGACAUACAUUACAGUGUUCCUUGAAACAGAAUGAAGACUUACAUGCCACAAUUGUUUCAUUGAAUGAAACUAUCAUGAAAUUGCAAAAUGCUAUCAAGAACUAUGAGAUUGAUAAUGGUAAAUCGAGAGAAAUUGCCGAGAAUUGUCAAGCGCAAAUCAAUUCUUGCAAAGAGAAGCUGAUAGGAUUGAAAGAAGCACUAGAAAAGAAAACGGCUGAACUGUGUAAGCUAGAGAUGGCCUAUAACAAUCAAAAUCGAAUUUUGAAAUCUGCCCAGAUGGAGUUGAAUGAAAUGAAAGAAAAAGAAAAAAAUAAGCAGUGUCAUUUAAAAUGCAUAAUUGAAGAUAUGAAAGACAAACUAGCAAAGAGUGAAGAAAAAUAUAGGCAUGCAAGAGAGGAACUUCAUCAAUUGAAAACACAACUAGGCAUUGUGACGAGAAAAGAUACUGUCAAGGAAGUAGAAAUAAAACGAUAUAGAAAAAUAAUAGGGGACUUGAAAAAAACCCUAAUGGAUUUGAACAAGAACUUAAGUAAAAGAAAUAUUCAAUUCGAAAGUAAAUGCAACAAUGAUGAUUGUAGGAAAUACAUGGAACAGACUGGGGAGGAGACUGAUCAAGAUAUUUGUCUCAACUGCCCAUGUGAAGUUGAAUUUUAUCAAUCUAUUGUGGAAACGCUCAAGAAAUCGGUAAUAGAACUCAAAAAAAAAUUAACGGAAACUCAGAAAAGGAAUCAACAACUGGAAGAAGAAAGUAAACGCACACAAUUGCACUUAGCUCAGAUAUCGAAAUCUCAAAUGGAAAGAGAUCGAGAAUACAACGAUCUGAAACAGAAAUUAAUGCAAAAACUGAAGCAAGCAGAAAUGGAAGAAUCUCGCUACUUGGAACAAGCCAGCCAAUUCCAGAGAGAACUGGGAUCUCUCAGGCAGCAAUUGGAAUUAAAAACUUUGCAGCUGGACGAAUGUAAGAAAAGUGCGCAGGAAACAAACAGUUCCAGAUGUGUUCAGCUUGCGUGUGCACAGGAAGAAGUUAGCACUCUUAAAGAAGAUCUGAACAAGUUGCUUAGAAAACAUUGCGCGCUAAAUGUUGAG